CGUGGCCAGGCCUCAGUCCCGCAGCCAGCCGCGAACCCGUGCCGUGCGCGCGCGAACCCCGGGGCGCCCGCGCCACACCCCCUGAGCGCGGCACGCCCGCCCUGCAGAAGCACGCCCCUCCCGCCGGACCCCUUAGGGGACCCAGCCCCGGCCUAAGUCGUCAGCCGUCGCCGCCAUCGCCUGCGCCGUGUCCCCCUGGCUCUGGGAAGAAGGACGGGCCUCGCUCCAAGACCCCAUCGGCUUCUGAGGUGCCAGGAUGGUGGGGGAGCUCCGCUUCAGAGAAUUCCGGGUGCCCCUGGGGCCCGGCCUGCAUGCCUACCCUGAUGAGCUGAUCCGCCAGAGGGUGGGCCAUGAUGGGCACCCAGAGUACCAGAUCCGCUGGCUGGUCCUCCGACGGGGAGACGAUGGGGACGAGGGAUCGAACCCAGUGGACUGCAAGGCGGAGCACAUCCUGCUGUGGAUGUCCAACGAUGAGAUCUAUGCCAACUGCCACAAGAUGCUGGGGGAAGAUGGCCAGGUGCCCCGUGCCUCCCCGGAGUCCGCCAGGGAGGCCGGGGCCCUGGACAGAGCGGUGCUGGGAGAGAUGGAGACGGACGUGAAGUCCCUGCUUCAGAGGGCCCUUCGGCAGCUGGAAGAGGGGAUGGGCGCCAUCCCUCCUGCCCCUCUGCUUCACACCGUCCAUGUGCUGAGUGCCUACGCCAGCAUCGAGCCCCUCGCGGGGGUCUUCAAGGACCCCAGGGUCCUGGACUUGCUCAUGCACAUGUUGAGUAGUCCUGACUACCAGAUGCGUUGGAGCGCCGGCCGGAUGAUCCAAGCCCUGGCCUCCCAUGAUGCUGGGACCCGGACCCAGAUCCUUCUGUCGCUGAGCCAGCAAGAGGCCAUUGAGAAGCACCUGGACUUUGACAGCCGCUGUGCUCUGCUGGCUCUGUUCGCCCAGGCCACGCUCUCUGAACACCCCAUGUCGUUCGAAGGCAUUCAGCUGCCACAGGUCCCAGGAAGGCUGCUCUUCUCUCUGGUGAAGCGCUAUUUGCAAGUCGCUGCGCUCCUGGACCAACUGAAUGAUAACGCCGCAGACCCCGGCGCCCAGAACAUCUCUGCUCCGGAGGAGUUCAAUGCCGAGAGGAGCCGGCUGGAGCUGGAAUUCAGUAUGGCCAUGGGCAGCCUGAUCUCAGAGCUGGUGCAGGCCAUGCGCUGGGACCAGGCCUCCAGCAGACCUGGGAGCUGGACACGGCCCACCGGAUCCAUUUUCCAGCCGCAGCCCGCAAAUGCAGACCUGGAGCUCCCGGCUGCCCAGGCCCAGCGGGGGCUCAGGAGGUCCAGGCGCUUCCGCCCUCGCUCUGAGUUUGCAAGUGGCAACACCUAUGCCUUGUACGUGCGGGACACGUUGCAGCCCGGGAUGCGCGUGCGCAUGCUGGACGAUUACGAGGAGAUCAGUGCCGGGGACGAGGGCGAGUUCCGGCAGAGCAACAACGGCGUGCCCCCUGUGCAGGUGCGGUGGGAGUCAACGGGCCGCACCUACUGGGUGCACUGGCACAUGCUGGAGGUCCUGGGCUUUGAGGAAGACAUUGAGUUCGUGGCCGACGCUGAUGCGGACCAGGGGGCGGUUGGAGGUGGAGCCCUGGGUGUCGGAGAGCCGCCCUCCUGGCGGUGGAAGCCCAUGGCGGAGCUUUACGCUGCGCCUUACGCCCUGCCCGAGGACGAGGACGCCGAGGAGGCGGAGCACCUGACCCAGGCCGAGUGGUGGGAGCUCCUCUUCUUUGUCAAGAAGCUGGAAGACCCUGACCACCAGGAGGUCUUGCAGAUCCUGCAGGAGAACCUGGACGGGGAGAUUCUGGAUGACGAGCUCCUGACGGAGCUGGCCGUGCCCGUGGAGCUAGCCCAGGACCUGCUGCUGGCUCUGCCACAGCGGCUUGACGACAGCGCCCUCCGGGACCUCCGCAACUGCCGCGUCUACCGGAAGUACGGGCCUGAGACCCUGGCAGGGCAGCCGCCCUACCCACCCUUUCUGGAAGCCCAGGCCCGGCCUCAGCCACCAGAAGAUGCAUCCCGAGCAGCAAAAGAACCCAAGACCCCGGGGUGCAGCAGUCCCCUGCAGCAGCUGGUGGAGGGGUACGGCCCUGCGGGGGACAUCCUCCUGGAUCUGGAGCGAACCUUCAGCCCCGUGGGCACUCAGGAGCUGGAGGCCAAGCGGCUCCUGCUGCAGCUCCAGCGGCAGCCUCAGCCCUUCCUCGCCCUCCUGCGCAGCCUGGGCACGCCAGCCUCCAACAAGGCCCUGCACCUGUCUGCAAUGAGAAUCCUGACGCGCCUGGUCGACUUCCCUGAGGCGUUGCUGCUGCCCUGGCACGAGGCCAUGGACGCCUGCAUGUCCUGCCUGCGGUCCCCAAACACUGACCGAGAGGUGCUUCAGGAACUGAUCUUAUUCCUGCACCGUCUGGCCUCGGCGAGCAGGGACUAUGCCGUGGUGCUGAACCAGCUGGGCGCCCGGGACGCCAUCUCCAAAGCCCUGGAGAAGCACCUGGGGAAGCUGGAGAUGGCUCAGGAGCUGAGGGACAUGGUGUUCAAGUGUGAGAAGCAUGGACACCUCUACCGGAAGCUCACCACCAACAUCCUGGGAGGCUGCAUCCAGAUGGUGCUGGGCCAGAUCGAGGACCACCGACGAACGCACCGGCCCAUCAACAUCCCCUUCUUCGACGUGUUCCUCAGACACCUGUGCCAGGGCUCCAGCGUGGAAGUGAAGGAGGACCAGUGCUGGGAGAAGGUCGAGGUGUCUUCCAACCCGCACCGGGCCAGCCGGCUGACGGACCGGAACCCCAAGACCUACUGGGAGUCCAACGGCUACGUCGGCUCCCAUGCCAUCACCCUACACAUGCGCCAGGGCGUCCUUCUCCGGCAGUUGGCUCUGCUGGUGUCUGGUGAGGACUCGAGCUACAUGCCAGCCAGGGUGGUGGUUUUCGGGGGCGACACCACCAAUUUGCUUAACACGGAACUCGCCACGGUCAACGUGCUGCCCGCCGCCAGCCGGGUGGUCCUCCUGGAGGGCCUGAACCGCUUCUGGCCCGUCAUCCAGAUCCGCAUAAAGCGCUGCCAGCAGGGUGGCAUUGAUACGCGCAUCCGGGGGCUGGAAAUCCUGGGCCCCAAGCCCACCUUCUGGCCAGUGUUCCGGGAGCAGCUGUGUCGCCACACGCGCCUUUUCUACAUGCUGAGGGCGCAGGCCUGGAGCCAGGAUGUGGCCGGGGACCGCAGGGGCCUGCUCCACCUCAGCACCAGACUCAACGGGGCUCUGCGCCAGGAGCAGAGUUUCGCUGACCGUUUCCUCCCAGACAUGGAGGCCGCGCAAGCACUGGGCAAGACGUGCUGGGAGGCGCUGGUCAGCCCACUGGUGCAGAACGUCACCUCCCCUGAUGAGGAUGGCAUCAGUGCCCUGGGCUGGCUGCUGGACCAGUACCUGGAGUGCAAGGACGCUGCCCACAAUCCCCAGAGCCGUGCGGCCGCUUUCUCCUCCCGCGUGCGCCGCCUCACCCACCUGCUGGUGCACGUCGAGCCCUGUGAGGUGCCCACUCCCGUGGUGGCCCUGCCUCGGCCCAAGGGCAGGAACAGGAGUCGAGACUGGAGCUCCCUGGCCACCCGGGGGCUCCCGAGCAGCAUCAUGAGGAACCUGACACGCUGCUGGCGGGCGGUGGUGGAAGAGCAGGUGAACAAGUUCCUGACUUCGUACUGGCAGGAUGACGACUUCGUGCCUCGCUACUGCGAACACUUCGAUAAGCUGCAGAAAGCCAGCACCGAGCUGUUCGGCCCGCGGGCAGCCUUCUUGCUGGCUCUGCAGAACGGCUGUGCCGGGGCCCUGCUGAGGCUCCCCUUCCUCAGAGCGGCCCACGUGAGUGAGCAGUUUGCCCGCCACAUCGACCAGCGGAUCCAGGGCAGCCGGAUUGGUGGGGUCCGGGGGAUGGAGAUGCUGGCCCAGCUGCAGCGAUGCCUGGAGUCUGUGCUCGUAUUCUCUGGCCUGGAGAUAGCCACGACGUUUGAACAUUAUUACCAGCACUACAUGGCGGACCGACUCCUGGGCGUGGGCCCGAGCUGGCUGGAGGGGGCCGUGCUGGAGCAGGUCGGUCCCUGCUUCCCCAACCGCCUCCCCCAGCAGAUGCUGCAGAGCCUGCGCACCUCUGAGGAGCUGCAGCACCAGUUCCACGUCUACCAGCUCCAGCGGCUCGACCAGGAGCUCCUGAAGCUGGAUGAUUCUGAGCAGAAGGAUCAGGUGGGACACGGGGCCAGUGGCCAGCCGAAUGGGCGAGAGGGAGAAGAGGCAGCAGCCGCAGAGCAGGAGGAGGAGAAUGAAGACCUCUUCUACGAGGGGGCCAUGCCGGAAGUGUCUGUGCUUGUCCUGUCACCGAGCUGCUGGCCCAUCUCCUCCAUCUGCCAUGUGCUCAACCCCAGGGCCUGCCUGCCCUCCUACCUGAGGGGCACCCUGAACCGAUACUCCAACUUCUACAACACGACUCACCCCAGCGUGGGACGAGGUCCGAAAAGACGGCUGCAGUGGACGUGGCUGGGCCGGGCGGAGCUGCAGUUUGGGGACCAGACCCUGCAUGUGUCCACCGUGCAGAUGUGGCUGCUGCUGUACCUCAAUGACCUGAAGGCCAUCUCCGUGGAGAGGCUGCUGGAGCUCUCUGGGCUCUCCCCCGACAUGCUGAACCCAGCAAUCGGGCCCCUCACCUCUUCAAGAGGCCCCUUGGACCUGCAGGAGCACAAAGAUGCCCCGGGAGGGCUGCUCAAGAUCAGAGAGGACAGCGAGGAGCCCCGGCCAAGGAGGGGCAACGUGUGGCUCAUCCCACCCAAGACGUACCUGAAAGCGGAGGACGAAGAGGGCCGGAACUUAGAGAAGAGACGGAACCUCCUGAACUGCGUCAUCGUCCGGAUCCUCAAGGCCCAUGGCGACGAGGGGCUGCACAUUGACCAGCUGGUCUGCUUGGUGCUGGAGGCUUGGCAGAAGGGCCCAUGCCCUCCCCGGGGCCUGGUCAGCAGCCUGGGCCAGGGGUCUGCCUGCAGCAGUGCAGACGUCCUCUCCUGCGUCCUGCACCUCCUGAGCAAGGGCACCUUGAGACGCCAGGACGACCGGCCCCAGGUGCUGCUGUAUGCUGUCCCUGUGACAGUGAUGGAGCCACAUACCGAGUCCCUGAACCCAGGCUCCUCGGGCCCCAACCCACCCCUCACUUUCCACACCCUGCAGAUCCGCUCUCGGGGCGUGCCCUAUGCCUCCUGCACCGGCACCCAGACCUUCUCUACCUUCCGGUAGCCCCGAGGAGCAGCCCGGGGCAGGCAGGGUAGGGCUUUCUACAGAAAUAAAAAAAAUGCAGGGGUGUGA
Messenger RNA from Echinops telfairi (small Madagascar hedgehog), 5359 nucleotides. It is a transcript of the gene CUL7, whose product is annotated as cullin 7. Lineage: Eukaryota; Metazoa; Chordata; Mammalia; Afrosoricida; Tenrecidae. The record is from RefSeq and is a predicted model, not a curated record. Gene Ontology annotation, cellular component: Golgi apparatus. The transcript has 26 exons. Gene Ontology annotation, molecular function: ubiquitin protein ligase binding. The coding region runs from base 257 to 5290 and encodes 1677 amino acids. Gene Ontology annotation, biological process: ubiquitin-dependent protein catabolic process.